AUGGCUUCCAGACCACCCAACUUUCUCCCCUAUAUCCGUCUCCAAACAGCUCGAAACACUAGAUCGCAUGCGUCGCGACGAACUAUUUCUACUCCUCCUCCUCCACAACCACCAAAGUCGUCACAUCCGAGACCCAAUGACUCUCGCUCUCGCCUGUGUCGCUUUAAUGACCGCCUCCCUCGCUUUCUCCGCACAUAUACCACACCCUUACUUGGAGCGCCAGUUACCCAUAUCACAUCAUUUCUAAUACUUCAUGAAAUCACUGCUAUUCUUCCACUAUUCGGAUUGGUUGGCGCAUUUCACUACGGCGCCUGGAUUCCGGAUCUUGCAUCGCAGACAGGCGAGACCAAUGCCUUCGACGAAGGAGUUGCGCGUUUCGGCCGCUGGCUGAAAAAGAAAGGCUGGGUGGAUGAAGCCGACGUGAGUACCGUCGCGGGGCAUGAAACAACCGGGGAGAAGACAAUGGACCGAGCAGGGGUUCGAUUGGUGCUUGAAUUUGCCACGGCCUAUGCUAUCACGAAAGCUUUGUUUCCAGCCCGGUUGGCAGCGAGUGUUUGGGCGACACCGUGGUUUGCAAGGUCAGUCUUUACACCGGCAGCAAACCUAGCCAGACGGUUCUUCCGCAGAGCUUGA
Molecule: messenger RNA, 633 nt
Organism: Penicillium concentricum
Lineage: Eukaryota; Fungi; Ascomycota; Eurotiomycetes; Eurotiales; Aspergillaceae
Exons: 1
Coding region: 1-633 (210 amino acids)
Cellular component (GO): mitochondrion
Source: RefSeq, a predicted model, not a curated record